Molecule: messenger RNA, 1095 nt
Organism: Colletotrichum spaethianum
Lineage: Eukaryota; Fungi; Ascomycota; Sordariomycetes; Glomerellales; Glomerellaceae
Product: eukaryotic translation initiation factor 3 subunit H
Exons: 3
Coding region: 1-1095 (364 amino acids)
Cellular component (GO): eukaryotic translation initiation factor 3 complex; eukaryotic 43S preinitiation complex; cytoplasm
Molecular function (GO): metallopeptidase activity; protein binding; translation initiation factor activity
Source: RefSeq, a predicted model, not a curated record
AUGGGUGACGUUAUCAAGGAGGUGCCGCUCAAGGCGGUUCGCGUUGAGGCCCUUGUGGUGAUGAAAAUCGUCAAGCAUGGCUCCCAGACGUUCCCCACGACCGCCACCGGCUCCAUCGUCGGCAUGGACUCGGACGGCCUCCUCGAGAUCACCAACACCUUCCAGUUCCCCACGGUCGACGUCGCAAACACCGACAGCCACCAGAACAACAACGACGCCUCGACCCUCGCCGCCGCGGCUCCCCGCCAGAAGGCCAACAUCGUCUACCAGAACGAGAUGAUCAAGCACCUGAAGGAGGUCAACGUCGACGCCAACAAUGUUGGCUGGUACACGAGCGCCGCCAUGGGCAACUUUGUCAACCUCAGCUUCAUCGAGAACCAGUUCCACUACCAGAAGGAUAACGAGCGGACAGUCGCCCUCGUCCACGACGUCAGCCGCAGCUCCCAGGGCUCCCUGAGCCUGCGCGCCUUCAAGCUCACCCCCACCUUCAUGGCCGCCUACAAGGAGGGCAAGUUCACAACCGAGAGUCUGAAAGCCUCCAAGCUCACCUUCAAGGACAUCCUCGCCGAGCUCCCCGUCGAGAUUCACAACACCCACCUCUUGACCUCGUUCCUCCACCAGCUCCCCGGCCUCCCCCAGCAGGACAAGAUCGAGCCGCCCAGCUCCCUGUCGGAGCUGCGCGAAGACCCCAUCAAGCAGCAGCUGCACCCCUCGGUCGAGAACCUCGACCUCUCGAUAGACCCCUUCCUCGAGAAGACGUGCGACCUCCUGCUCGAGAGCAUCGAGUCGCACUACACGGACCUCAACAACUUCCAGUUCUACCAGCGCCAGCUCGGCCGCGAGCAGGCCAAGAUCACGCAGUGGCAGACCAAGCGCAAGGCGGAGAACGCGGCGCGCGCGGCAGCCAAGCAGGCGCCGUUGCCCGAGGACGAGUGGCAGAGGCUGUUCAAGCUGCCCCAGGAGCCCAGCAGGCUCGAGGGUAUGCUGAACGCGAAGCAGGUGGAGCAGUACAGCAAGCAGGUGGAUGGAUUCACGGCCAACAUCAGCGCCAAGAUGUUCGCCGUCAGGGAGAACCUGCUGCCCAAGCGUGCUUAG